GACAGGCUCGGAGUCACACGACCGCCCUUGAAGCCGCAUUUUUUGUUUCUUUCGCCCCAAUUCAAUUCCGUUGGCGGAUCUUGAUACAGAUCCCCACAUUUACUAAAACCAGGCUAACGAAAGAAGACAACCCAUCCCAGAAAGAGACAAAGAAGACACCAUGACAACCAAACGACCAUUAUCAGUAUCAUACGUUCAGGGACAGAGCUUAUGGAGAUUCCGUGCCGUCUUGUUGUUGGUUGUGUUAGUGGUCUCCACAAAGGCCGAAAAAAGAGGUGACAAUGACGGCGAUGAUCUUCUUCGGAAUACCAAGAUUAUCGGCGGAUCUCCCGUGUUAUUUGAUCGCGCUCGCUUUGAUUGGUUUGGGUACUGGGAUGUUGGGUGUGGGACCUCGCUCAUUUAUGAAGAUAUUCUGUUGACGGCAGCGCAUUGCGACCGACAAUUAACAAUGCCCGAUGCCAACACGGUCUACUUUGAUUCUCCCAUUUUGUACUUUGGAACGAGACGAACGGUCGUGGACCGAAGAGUCCAUCCCGCGUACAAUCCGCAAGAUGGAAUUUUUGACUUUAUGGUGGUCAAAAUCAAUCAAGCCAUGGUAGGGAAGCAACCGGUGGCACUGGCAUCCAAUAAGGAAAGUCACAAUCCAACCAUUGGGGAUAAGCUGGCGGUGAUGGGGUUUGGAGCUACCCGAGAAGAUGGUGGUAACUCGCCCAUUAUGCGAUAUGCCGAAUUGGAUUAUAUCCCACAUGAUAUAUGUGCUCAAUCCUACACGACUAUUGGAGUGGGUGUGGAUGAGCCCACCGAGUUUUGUUCGGGCGCUCGCGGAAAGGAUUCCUGCCAAGGAGACAGCGGCGGGCCCGUCGUAGACGAGAGUGGCGUUCAAGUUGGCACUGUGAGCUGGGGUGUGGGAUGCGCUAGACCUGGACUCUAUGGCGUCAAUGCCCGAGUCAGUGCCGCCUAUGAUUGGAUCCAAUUGCAGAUUUGUGAACUGUCGGACAAUCCACCCGCAACCUGCUUUGAUACAAACAAUGACAACGACAACAAUAAUAAUGACAUGCGCAACAACGGUACUAUUAUCAGCAACCAAAUGGAGGCACCACUAUUGGCUCUUACCAUUGAUAUUCUCUACGAUGCCUAUCCCGCUGAGGUUACUUGGACCUUGGUGGACGAAAAGAGUGGAGAAGUGGCCGCCAGUGGACAAGGUUUGGAAAACAAUGCCGGUCGACUGGUUUCCAGAACCAUCUUCAACCUUCAAGUGGGCAGCUACAGGUUCCAAAUCAAUGAUAGCUUGGGAGACGGGUUGUGUGGGGAUCAGGGUUGCGGGUUCUUCCAAAUACGAGACGCGCUGGGAACAGUACUCUUUCAAAAUGAUGGGCACUUCUACAAUGUUCUUUCAGCCAACAUUCCGGUUGGGAAUCCCCAAUCAAUUGCACCAUAGUAACAGGUGAAACCUAGCUAGACACAUGCUAUCAUGAUAAUGCUGUAGAACUUGCAUAACCCUCUC
This is a messenger RNA of Seminavis robusta, 1504 nucleotides long. NCBI's taxonomy places the organism in Eukaryota, Bacillariophyta, Bacillariophyceae, Naviculales, Naviculaceae. The record is from the annotation of a GenBank genome assembly.